Onychostoma macrolepis is the source of this 1156-nucleotide messenger RNA. RefSeq lists its product as uncharacterized. The record is from RefSeq and is a predicted model, not a curated record. Bases 339 to 1154 code for a protein of 271 amino acids. Lineage: Eukaryota; Metazoa; Chordata; Actinopteri; Cypriniformes; Cyprinidae. The transcript is spliced from 5 exons.
AGUGUGUUUUUGUGUUAGUACAAUCUGCAGAAAGAGAUAUUCUGGAUUUUGGUCACUGUUGUUAUGUAACCUAAAAUUUGUAUUUUAUUUUCCUGCACUUAAAGGCAUACAGUAAAUUACGGUUAAAUUAUCAUUUAGUGAAUCUUCUGGCAUCAAUUACGAAUAUCUACUGGUUGCUGAGAUUUGCAUGAACAGUUAAUGCAAAUGUACUAUGACAUUCUAGGCUGAUCAGUAUUUUUUUUAAGUUGGCCCAUAUCUAAAAAUGGGUUUGGGGUGUAAAAUUUGUAAAUUUGAAACCAAAACACAAAUAGCGUUGCUAAAACAUUACAGGCUAUACCAUGGUCAUGGUGGGCAACCAGUGCCAUGCCUUUAUCAAGACUGUUUUUGUUCUUUCAGAACAUGGGGUAGCCUUAGAUCACAUUUAUCAAGACAUCACUCUAAGGGAACUCAGGAAAGAUUCAGAUCUGCAGAAAGUAUCUCUUUUACUUGCCCUUGUUGCAAUGCCAAGACAAUCUCCACAGAAAGAGAAUUAUUUGAACACCUGGAAGCCGAAAACAUACUCCUCACUCAUUGACGGACUUCAAGGAAGACAUAAUAAAAAGAUAAAUGAAGAAUUCAAAAGAAUAACCACUGUAAGUCUUGAAGCCACCUUUAUGGCCAAACUUGACAAGUGUACCCCAAAACUGAUGGACCUGGCCUCAUCAAAGGGAGGAGCUAAAGCAGAAAGAAUCAGAAAGAUCAGGGACAUGCUUCUCGAGCACAAUACAAUUGAAGUACGGAGAGAAGUAGCUAUCUGCUGCCUUGUUGUCUACCUUGGAGAGACAGAAGAGGACCUUUUCAAGGAGUUUGCUAACACACAAGAGUUUGAGGAAGACAUUGAAAGGCAAGUGAUGACAAUUGCCAUCAUCGGUGAUCAACCUACUUCAGGAUGUAACCACAAGACGGCAACCAUUGUGGUUGAGGGCAUCAAAAUCCUGAAUGGAAUGGAUAUCUCAAGGUGCUGUGCUCUGCUGAUGGGCAUAAUAUAUGCUCUGAAUCUGAGUUACCCCAAGGAACUUAAAUAUACCUGUGAAGUGUUUCAGAAGUUGUUUCUUGAACUUGAUGGACUGAAACCCAGUGCAAAAGUAAUGCGUCUGAAGAACAGUAUUUUCUGAAA